AUGGCAAUUGGUACCACCCCAAAAUCAAUCAUCGUCACCGGCGGCGCCAGCGGCAUCGGCCUCACCAUAGUACGCCACUUUGCCUCGCAGGGCGGCUGCGUUGCCAUCUUCGAUGUCAACGCAGCUUCUGGCAAGUCCAUUGUGUCCGACGUUGCUUCAGAGUAUCCUCAAUCUACGGUAACCUUCCAUCAUUGCGAUGUUUCUUUGUGGAAAGAACAGACUCAGGCAUUCUCGGAUGUCUACGAUGCAUUUGGCAGGAUAGAUAUUGUCUUUGCAAAUGCUGGUAUAGCCGAAGGGAUAGCGAACGCCCUUGCAACUAUCCACUCCGACGCUCCCCAGGAACCGAACCUCAAGGUUGUAGCCGUGGAUUUGAAUGGUGUCAUAUAUUUUUCUUCCAGUUUGUGCAUGACUUCGAGGCUAUCAUCGCCUUUCGUAACUGUUAAGCUUGCCAUUCACUACAUCAGCAAGAACCCAACAUGCGGGAGCUCUCGUGGCUCCAUCAUCUUCACUGCGUCAGAUGCCGCUCUUUAUCCAUUCCUAGUUGGACCGUUGUACGCAGCGGCAAAGGCUGGCGUGAUUGGUCUCGUACGGUCAACAGCUCCCAUACUUGAAAAUCUCAAGAUCCAGAUCAACACGAUGGCACCGGCAGCUCUAGAUAAGAAGCUCAACAAAAUUCAAGGGCAAUAUCCCCACCAGAUCACUAAUGCGAGAUCAGUCACGAACAUCAUCCCCGACCCAGAAAUGUAUAAACACAUGGUGGUCACACCAAUGUCUACCCUGAUCAAGGGCGUAUCGCAGAUUAUAGGCGAUGCAAGUCUCAACGGUAAAGUCGUAGAGAUCCACGACGAAGAACCAACCAUACGCAAUGAGCCUUAUUAG
Messenger RNA from Colletotrichum acutatum, 879 nucleotides. RefSeq lists its product as uncharacterized. The coding region runs from base 1 to 879 and encodes 292 amino acids. The transcript has 2 exons. Lineage: Eukaryota; Fungi; Ascomycota; Sordariomycetes; Glomerellales; Glomerellaceae. Gene Ontology annotation, cellular component: cytoplasm. The record is from RefSeq and is a predicted model, not a curated record. Gene Ontology annotation, molecular function: oxidoreductase activity, acting on the CH-OH group of donors, NAD or NADP as acceptor.